GCCCGUCUUUUAAGUGGAUGGGACUUUUCAGGGUACACGAGCUAGUCUAAAAUUUCCUUAACAUAUGAAAAAGUUGUUCGCGAAUCUUUGCCAUCAUUUACACAUUUUUUCUUUCUUCUUCACUUUUCAGCUUAAGGUUCAAGAAGAACAGGCGCAAUGCUUUCCGCAGCAAAAGCUCAGGGCUCAUGUCCUCAGUGCAGGCUCCGACUUCUCAAUCUUUUUGAGAACGGCUUUGCUGGCCUACGAUCUGAAGCCCCGCGAACCUUACCCCGGUCGACUUAUCCUCAUAUUAGAAGUUUGCCGUCAAGUCGAAAGUCGAAUGUGCGUCUCUUCUCGACGACGAAGCGCAAACUUCAAAAUCCGCAGCCAACAGAAAGCCAAUCAAAUUCUAACGACAUCGAAGUUGCGGUACGACAAGCGAAACACGCAUUUGGUGACACUUUACCAAGGGGUUAUUUAAAUGAAGAAGAAUAUAAGUUAUACGAGCGACUGUACGGCGCGCCUUUGCGAGAGACUCGGCCAGAAGAUGUAGGCAUGCCAACAUCUGACUUCGUCCCUGAAGAUGCACCCCACGAUCUAUCGAAGAGAAUACUACUGCGAGAAGGAGAAGACGGGAAGCUGGAGGAACUCGUCUACGAGACUGAUAUUGCUAUAUCUACCCCCAAAGACUUCGAUGAUACCCAAAAUCUCUUUUCAGCGAACAUGGAAAGUUCAGAAGAAUUACCAUCUGAAGCUGGGUUAAGUCAUAUUGGCGCCGUGGCUAAAAGCCAGAGAGAAUACGACGCCCUAUUGAGACUGCAAAAAGACUUCGAGAACACCCAGCUGCGAGCAGUUGAAGAAGAGGAAAUUGAUGAAGAGCCUGAGGAGGAAGAUGAGGAAGAAGAAGAAGAAGACGAAGACGAAGGCGAGCCAGAUGCAAGGUUCCGAACCCAGGAUAGUCGCAUUCACCAGUAUACGAGAAUGGGCCAAUGGAGAACCCAACCCUCGACCAUCCAGUUACCGAAAGCGGAAUUUGUCAACCCAAUUAACAUAUUGCUCGACCGAACAGAUCCUAAGCAUAUUAAAGAAGCAGCAGAGAAAGCUUUUGGUGGCGCUGGGUUUCCAAACUCGGUUGCAACUCCCGCAGUGAGGAAAAGUCCCGAGCAGAAACCUGUAGCCAUGGCAGCAGGUCAGCACAAGAUGAGUGAGAUCGAAGCAGACGCCUAUAUUGCUAUCAACCUUCCAGGAAUGUACGCGUCUACGAUGGGGAUCCUAGUUGAAAUCAGGAAACGCCUAGGCUCGGAGUGGAUCUCCAAACUCAUCUCUAGGGGCAAUGGCGAGGGCCCUCGUGUGCUUGAUGUCGGUGCGGGCGGUGCGGGAUUAGCGGCCUGGCAGCAAGUCCUUCAAGCAGAAUGGGAUCUCAUGAUUGAAGGGGGUAAGAAGCCUAACCACGGACCGCCAGGAAAAAAGACGGUUGUGGUUGGAUCUACUCAGCUGCGCCAACGGAUAUCGCGGUUUCUUGAUGACACCACGUUCCUCCCACGCCUGCCAGAUUAUAUACACUCUGCCAACAACCCAGAUAUGCUAGACGCUGGUGACAAGCCGCAGCAGAAGAAGUCAUUUGACAUUAUUAUCGCCUCCCAUCUACUAUUGCCAUUGAAAGAAGGAUUUCAACGCAAAGCUCUGUUAGACAACCUGUGGGAAAUGUUGUCGCCCGAUGGUGGAAUUCUCAUCGUCAUGGAGAAAGGUCACCCGCGGGGUUUUGAAGCUGUCGCGGAUGUUCGUUCUCGGUUAUUAAAUGAAUUCAUUGUUUCACCUACUUCGGAUCCUCGACCUAACGAAAUCGAGAUUGAGCAGCGAAGGGUCCGUGAGCCAGGCAUGAUUAUUGCCCCUUGUACUAACCACAAGGAGUGUCCCAUGUAUCUGACACCUGGACUCAGCAGUGGGCGGAAAGACUUUUGCCAUUUCAGCCAGAGGUUUAUUCGCCCACCAUUCCUGCAAAAAGUGCUUGGUGCCUCGCACCGUAACCACACAGACAUAGACUUUAGCUUUGUCGCUAUUCAACGCGGCACUUUACCCGACAUGAAGCCAGUCACCGUACCCAAACAGAGCGGCAACUUGACUGAUCGCGCAUUUAAGGGCUAUGAGAACGCUACAGAAGUACCAAACGCAUUGUCAUUACCUAGAAACAUCCUCCCUCCUCUGAAGCGACGUGGGCACGUUACGCUUGAUCUAUGCACCCCUACCGGAAAGAUCGAGAGAUGGACGGUUCCCAAGAGCUUCAGCAAGCAGGCGUAUCACGACGCACGCAAGACAAAGUGGGGAGAUCUAUGGGCUUUGGGUGCUAAGACUAGAGUAGACCGUAAUGUUCGACUCGGACGAGCGGGUGCGGUGGGUAAUGAUGGUGGUGUACGGUCUCGUGAUAACACACAGGGCCACAAGCCAAAGGUUAUCCAUCUCAAUGCCGACUCGAGAGGUAUCUACAGCGCCUAUGAGAAAGUUAAAGUACAUGGGCCUUCCGCCAGGAGGACCAAGGGAGGAAAGAAGGCAAAGCUGGAGAAUUUGCUCAAGGAGUUAGAAGAGGAAGGCUUCCAGUAAGCAAGGUGGAUGAAUGCUUACCGUUAAAUUUGUACAAAAUCUCCUCAGAGGAUGUAUUACUACGUAUAGUUAGGUAAAUGCUAAAACAGAUAUGUAUGAACUAUGAACGAACUACCUCCACUUAAGAACUGUAUAGGCCUAUAUUCAUACGUACUGUGGACGUUGAGAGUGGGAAUUGAGAAUAUGAUACGAAUUAUUAGUUGAAAGUCCCAUUUCCG
This is a messenger RNA of Daldinia loculata, 2795 nucleotides long. RefSeq names its product mitochondrial small ribosomal subunit Rsm22-domain-containing protein. Lineage: Eukaryota; Fungi; Ascomycota; Sordariomycetes; Xylariales; Hypoxylaceae. The transcript has a single exon. The record is from RefSeq and is a predicted model, not a curated record. Gene Ontology annotation, biological process: translation. Bases 157 to 2577 code for a protein of 806 amino acids. Gene Ontology annotation, cellular component: mitochondrial small ribosomal subunit. Gene Ontology annotation, molecular function: methyltransferase activity; structural constituent of ribosome.